Molecule: messenger RNA, 4293 nt
Organism: Kuraishia capsulata CBS 1993
Lineage: Eukaryota; Fungi; Ascomycota; Pichiomycetes; Pichiales; Pichiaceae
Exons: 1
Coding region: 1-4293 (1430 amino acids)
Biological process (GO): RNA export from nucleus; protein localization to nuclear inner membrane; protein import into nucleus
Cellular component (GO): nuclear pore inner ring; nuclear pore
Molecular function (GO): structural constituent of nuclear pore
Source: RefSeq, a predicted model, not a curated record
AUGGCCGACUCCAAAGGCCACGUAUUUGGAUUCUUCACGAGGGAUUCCAAGGACGAUGGUGUCAAGAUCGACAAAACCGAUCUCCAAUCAAAGAGGGCCGUCCAGAAGACCAAAUCAACAGGCGUGCCUACCAAAGGCUUCUGGGGAUCUGAUCGUUACGCAAGGCAAACUCUGGAUAGUUCAAAAUGGAUGGGUAACCAGUAUCUUUUGUUGAAAGACCCUUUGGCCUCUGAAAGAGAAGCUGCAAUGCCCUCUCUCUCGACUACACCUCCAUUGAACCUGGCAAGUACCUAUGUUGAUAAUUCCAUCUCCAAAGACAGCAACACGCCCAUUCUGAGUGAAGUGAUGACUGAAUAUGCAAUUGAUAAUUACAAUUUCCAGCCGAUGUCUGGUUUGGCUGCCUUUUCGCGUUUUGAAAAGACCAACAUCAUCAGCUUGCCAGACCGAAUCUUGGAAGAGUACAACUCUGCGGAUUCCAUCACUAAUAUGGGGAUUUUAAAGGAGAUCAAGAGGUGUUGGAUUACGAUAGACAAUAAACUGAUUUUGUGGAACUACAACGCGGAGGACCAGUUCAAUUUGGGUCCCACAGAUUACCUUACCAUCGACCAGUUUAAGCACACCAUUCUGACUGCCGCUUUGGUGAAGCCCAAGCCCGGCGUGUUUGUGGAUACAGUGUCCUGGCUUUUGUUGGUGUCAACAUCCACGGACAUCCACAUUCUAGCAGUUCAGAAUUCUACCAGUUUUGAGAUCUUUGACACGGGAAUGAGUGUUUCGACCCAUGGAAUGGCUGUCAACAAGUUUGUUUUCUACGAGCCUACCCACGAUAUUUUCUUCAGUGGAGUGGGUGAGGGCACAAAUGUCUGGAAAUUAAGCUAUUCCAACACGGAGGAGUGGUUUCAUCGCAAAUGCACCAAGGAGUGUGUCACCAGGAAUAAUAUCUCUGCGGUUGUUCCAUCUGGUGGAAACGGCUUCUUGCAGAUGAUCCCAGGGCUUAGUCUUCUGGCAUCGUCUUCUUCGACCACAGCAGAUCCCAAAUUACCGCCUGUGAAUCCUAAGCAGGAGACAAUUGUCCAAAUGGAGAUAGACCAGACACGUGGAAUCCUCUAUACACUCUCGUCCCACUCCAUCAUACGUGCCUCCAGAAUCAAAGUCAGACAAAGUGACAAAUCUGUGACGUUGUCAAGAGCAGUGGUGAAGAAUCCGUUUUCAUUACAUAGAGAUCUCAGCACAACAACUGUGAACGUGAAUUCUCCCCUCGUUGCUCCCAAAACCCUCAAGAUUGUGCGGCUGGAAGCUGUCACCAACCAAGAAAGUUCUCAUCUUUUCUUGGUGGUAAUCACGAGUUCGGGAUGCCGUAUCUACAUCAAUGGUGGUCUUUCCAUGGAUGAUGGUAUUACCCUUUUUGCGAGACACUUGAAGUUCCCACCACCAGAGAGGAGCUUCUACGAAAGUCUGGAGGGGCAACUGGACCAAUCUGAUCAAGCGGGAGCUCUUUCGAGACAACUACCCAAGCAAGUGCAUGCCUCCCCUGCUGAGUUGAAAAAGGUUCAAGAAUCUUCUAAAUUGCUCCAAAACCUCAAACUGUGUCAUAUCGUUUCUCCAGGCAUAUUCUUCGGUGUCAUUCCAGAUGGCCCAAGGAAGACGGACCGUUUGUUUGUAUCCACGCCUGAUUUUGGCGCUUUGAAGAACUCCUCCAUAUUUGUGGAAGACUUCGAGUUCUUGGACACUUCUGCUUCAGCGAUCUACGACAUCGUCCAGCUUUCAGCAGGCUUGAAUGCCACAACAACUCCGGUGGGCUACAGCAACGUCUUUGCUUCUCAGUACACCAAGCCCCCAUUAGACAUCGCCAUUCUAGCCAACUCAGGAAUUCACAUAUACAGAUACCGCACUCCAGACAUGAUUCUGGAGGAAUCGCUGGAUGAGAUUACGUUCAACGAAUUCGGACUUAGAUUUGGAACCUCGGAAGCAUGUUCCACCGCAUUGUACCUUGCUUGCAAGUACGGAAAAAUUGAUAUUGCCAAGAACAAGGCUGCACAGCUGUUUGUCACUGGUGGAAAGAGAGCAAAUCUCAAGACACAAUCACCAAUACCCACCGUUGACAACGUCGAGCUCAGUGAUAGGUUCUACGGGUUGCUUCUUCUGAUGUCGAGGCUAUUCCGUGAUUUUUGGUCAAACGAGGUGUUCAAACUUGAUCCAAGGGUCAAGUUUGGCAAGGAUGGAUAUAUUUUGGAAGCUUCUCUGAAGGAGCUGAAGGACGAGCCAAUGCUCACUGGAGUCACCAUGGCCAAAGCAGAUAUUGAAUUUUUGCUUUGCUCGUUGUUGAUCAUCAUCCAGUUUCUUGAAGACCACAGCAAAGUAAUAGCUGGUCUGUCUGCUCCUGGAUCCCAUGACCUGAGGGCAAGAAGCAAAGACCAGGAAAUAUGUUUGCAGGCUGAGCACAUUGGUUUGAAUGCACUGGUAAAGUUGUUGAAUACGGUGAAAGAAGGUUUUUCGUUUUUACUCAUAUUGCUCGACGAUGACGAACAGUCUUCGAGUUUUAAGGACACUAUGGGAUUUGUCUCAUUGCAAUUUCAGGCAGACUUAAGUUGUCUAACUUUCAAAGAUUUCUUCGUGCCUGAUGACUCCUAUGUUCAACAACUCACCAAGGAAAUACUGACUUCGAUCAUCAACAAGAGUAUCAACAGGGGUAACUCGGUCGACUUUGUGGCUAACGUUCUCCAGGAGAGAUGUGGAUCAUUUUGCUCCACUGGUGAUGUGCUUAUUUUCAAGGCUAUUGAGAGUCUGAAGAAAGCCACAGAAGCGAAUAACAAAGAUGAAGAUUCCAAGUUUAAGUACCUGCAUUCAGCAGUCAAACUGAUGGAAGGAACAAGCGAGUCUUUGAACCUCGAGAUCAUAUCCGAGGCGGUGGGCGUAAUGCUCCAACUAGGAUUCUAUUCGGGUGCUAUCGAAUUUCUGCUCAAUGUGGUCAACAACUCAGACUCUGCCAAAUUAGCCUACAAAUACAUAGCUGAUGGGAACAUGCUCAAAGAUGAUCCCAAAAAGAAGGCUUACGAGAAAAGGGUUUCUAUUUACGAGCUUGUGUUCAAGGUCUUGGUGGAUGUUGAUGAGAGAACCGUGGAGAGCAUCCAGAAGGUCAGUUUGACAGGAGACCUGAUCAGCGAGGGGGCAUUUGUCGAUGAAAAUGGUAAGAUAGUCUCGAGAUUCACCCAACUUCGUGAUGAGAGUUAUCGCACCUGUUUCGAAUAUCCUGACAAACUAUUUCACUUUGAACUGUACAAGUGGUUUGUGAGUCAGGGAGUUGGCGAGAAAUUGUUGGAUGUUGAUACUCCGUACGUUUUGCCGUUCUUGGAGGAGAACUCCAAGAAGGGAAUCCAAAUGGCUAAGUUAUUGUGGUUAUACCAUGCCAAAAAACAGAACUACUUUGCUGCAGCCCAGAUCCUAUACGACUUGUCGUUGAGCACUUUUGAGAUUGACCUCGCCAACCGUAUCCAGUUUCUGUCGCGUGCCAAUGGCUUCUGCAACUGUGUGUGUCCUCCUAACCUCCGUCAGGAAAUGAACCAGCUUUCCAGUCAAACUACUGACUUGAUUACUGUUGCAAACGUUCAGGAUGAGUUGCUGAGCACCAUUUUGAAAGACCCCAGAAUUGGCACUGACGCUAAAGAACGUGCCGUUGAGGACUUGAACGGGAACAUUCUGGGAAUCAGCGAGCUUUACAACGAGUUUGUGGAACCAUUGGGUUACUACGAACUUGCCCUGAUUGUUUUCAAAGUAUCAGACCACCGCAAUUCGGAGCACAUACUCACCCAAUGGGAAUCUCUGUUCAACAAGUGGCAGGUGGAAUACAACUCUUCGGACUCCAACAAGGGUGAGCCAUUUUACGUAUAUCUGGCCAACAAUUUCAUUGCUACCGGAUCUCUGGUUUCUGACUCUGAAUUGUUGUUUCCAAUCGCAGAGCUGUCGAAGAUAUGCUGCAAAGUCAUGCUUUCUUCGGAAGCUGAGGGCGACAGAGCUCCUGUCGGCCAGUUGAUUGAUAUGUUUCUGAAGUGCGGCACAUCCUAUGAACAACUUUACUACAUCCUGAAGGGAGUUAUUGAGAGCAACAGCUACGAAAUCUACCCUGGUUACACCAAGCACCUGAAGGGUGAGAUGGUCCAUCUGAUCAAGACAUGGUACAAGAACGACAAGCGUUUGAGGGAUAUCAUCUCCAAUGAACUGAUAAGAAGUCUGUCAGAAUACUCGGUGGAAGCAGAUCCUAUAAACCGGUAUAUCAAGGCCACGGGCAUACCGAUUUGA